AAGUUCUUUCUGUCUCUGUGUGUGUGUGUGUCUCUCUAUUUUUUUUUUUUUAGGACAGGAUCUCUGCAGCCCUGGCUAUUCUAGAAUUCACUCCUUGGAUCAGGCUGCCCUCAAACUCAGAGAUCUGCCUGUAACUGUGCUGUGUCCCGCCCCUCCCCAACACACACACAUACAUACAUACACACACACAUACACACACACCCAACACACACAUGCACACACACACGCGCACACGCACACACACACACACCCCAGUGCUGGGUUAAAGGCAUGUGUCACUGCUACCCAGACCAAGUUUUUUUUGUCCUCACUUUCUUUGGGUGUUGAUGAACAACGCCUGGGGCAAGAUUUAUUUAUUUAUUUAUUUAUUUGAGUUAGGGUUUCUCUGUGUAGCCCUGGCUGUCCUGGAACUCACUCUGUAGACCAGGCUGGUCUUGAACUCAGAAAUCCACCUGCCUCUGCCUCUGCCUCCCAGAGUGCUGGGAUUACAGGCCUGCGCCACCACCGCCCGGCUUCACAUUUUCUAACAAUGGGUAACAAUGGGUUAAAACCUUGGGAGCCUGAGGGAGAUGGCCAAGGAUCAAGAUGGAUGCUCUUGGGACAGGGCUUGCAAGUGGAGAUGGGAGUUUCCCAGAGCAGCCACAGGCAGAAUCCCAAACAGACCAGGUGGGUCACCAAUGAGUGCGGAAGGGACCCUGGUGCUCAGGGCCAACCUUGAGGAAGGAAGGUUUCUAGGGUUACAAAGGGGAAGCUCUUCCUGAGCCUUUGGUGUUGAUGCAAUCACCUCUGCAUGGGGUCAGGAACCAGGAUAUCCUGGCUUCCUGUCACCAAGUCACCAAGGUGGCUCCCCAUGGAAUUCCUUAGAUGUCACUGCCUGGGAAGUUCCCGUGACUGAAGGAGACACGCCAGAGAGCACCCUGCAUGCUCCAGGGGGGAGUGGGGGGAGGGAGCUACGAGGCUGAGAUGCCAGUCUGGAGGGUGCUAGCUGGCCCAGGCGUCCUGCCUCUGCCUGUAAUUACCAAGCUUCCCCACGCGGGGUUUGCCCCCAUUUUGUGGCUUCCAAUAACUAUCACGGAUGAAAGGUGGCCUUCCCCGUGAUUAUAAACAUAACAGGUGGGUUAUGAUUCCUGCAGGGUGUGGAUGGAGGAGGUGUGAAAACAAGGGUGGAGCCUUCUGGGGUCUGGGUCACUGAUAGGGAGAUGGGGCUGCCAGGGUGGAGAGGGAGGGAGGGGGGAUGCCCCCCUGGGGGACCGAGGAGAGGGAUGCUUACAGAGGGAUGCUUAUGGACAGGUUCUUUGUAAACUGGUUUGACCAGUUAGGCUCUGAUAGGGAUUCCUCAGGGCACUGAUCUGGUCCCUCCCCACAGACUGGCCACCUCCUCUACCUGCUCUGCUGCUAUAAAGCCUCUUGAGUUCCCAAGCACCUAGACUCGAGCACCCCGCCUUGGGGGCCAGUAGACAGCCAUGAUGCUCAACUGGAAGCUGCUAGGCCUGCUGAUCCUUUGCCUGUGUGCAGGAGGCAUUUCAGGCAAUGGGGACCCCUCUCCCAGGUCCACAGACACCCAAGAAGAGGAGGACUCCCCACCAUUGCCUCUGGGACCCCCAAUCCCUGGUGAUCCCUGGCCAGGGGCGCCUCCUGUGUUUGAUGAACCUCCACCUCCAGGCUCCAACCGUCCCUGGAGAGAUCUUCCUGACACUGGUGCCUGGCCCCCAAAGCCCCCGAGCACUGAUCCCCCUAAACCUCCUCUGCCUGAUGACCCCUGGCCCGCAGGAACCCAGCCCCCAGAAAAUCCCUGGCCUCCAGCCCCUGAGAUGGACAGCGAAUCUCAGGAGGAGCCAGACCUUGAUCCACCCCAAGAAGAGUAUAGAUAGGGGACCCCAGGGAACUUGAGCCUCCACAGAGCACACCCAAACCCACUUCUUUCUUCUGCUGCCCACUUAGAAUCUCAAUUUUCCCUAACUCCUUAGUUUCCUUCCUAAGUCUCUGGUUGGAUUGUGUUCUAUGUUGGAAGUAUCUAUGUUCUGUGGCCCCCCUCCCUCCACCUUGAGGUCCGUGUUCAGCCCCCACAUUGUCCCUCUGCUUCCCACGAUCAGCAGAAAGCACACUCCUACCUCACACAGCCUGUUCUUGCUGGUCUAGACCUGGACUUCUAGGGAGAGCCUGAGCUCUGUGCUCUCUGCUGCCACCUGGUGUCCUUAUCUGGGAAUUGACAUUCGACCAGGAUGGUGCUUCAAUGAAAAAAUAAAAGCCGUGUUUUUCUUCUGAA
Apodemus sylvaticus (European woodmouse) is the source of this 2266-nucleotide messenger RNA. It is a transcript of the gene Psors1c2, whose product is annotated as psoriasis susceptibility 1 candidate 2. The transcript is spliced from 2 exons. The record is from RefSeq and is a predicted model, not a curated record. NCBI's taxonomy places the organism in Eukaryota, Metazoa, Chordata, Mammalia, Rodentia, Muridae. The coding region runs from base 1464 to 1871 and encodes 135 amino acids.